This is a messenger RNA of Scleropages formosus (Asian bonytongue), 1212 nucleotides long. It is a transcript of the gene wars2, whose product is annotated as tryptophanyl tRNA synthetase 2, mitochondrial. Bases 236 to 1096 code for a protein of 286 amino acids. The transcript is spliced from 6 exons. Gene Ontology annotation, cellular component: mitochondrion; mitochondrial matrix. Gene Ontology annotation, molecular function: ATP binding; tryptophan-tRNA ligase activity. The record is from RefSeq and is a predicted model, not a curated record. NCBI's taxonomy places the organism in Eukaryota, Metazoa, Chordata, Actinopteri, Osteoglossiformes, Osteoglossidae. Gene Ontology annotation, biological process: mitochondrial tryptophanyl-tRNA aminoacylation.
GGCGGCGCCCUGUGUGAGGAAGGCGAAGCGGCUUCUGCGGCUCAUUCAUCCGCUUAGCGGCUCCACGGUGCGGUUCGCGGGCGGAGCGGCGGCGACGGCGGAGAGCUCCGCCCCUCUCGACCGCAUCUUCUCUGGGAUCCAACCCACAGGUAUCCCGCACCUAGGCAACUACCUGGGUGCUCUGGAGAGUUGGGUGAACCUGCAGGACCGUCACAGCUCGGUCCUCUACAGCAUCAUGGACCUGCACUCCAUCACGGUCCCCCAGGACCCGACCGCGCUGCGCCACAGCAUCCUGGACAUGACCGCGAGCCUGUUGGCCUGCGGCAUCGACCCGUCGCGGACCGUCCUCUUCCAGCAGUCUCACGUGCCUGGACACGCCACGCUCAGCUGGAUCCUGGGCUGUCGCACCAGCAUGCCGCGUCUGCGACAUCUCCCACAGUGGAAGAUGAAGAGCCGGCAGAGGAACGAGGGCUACGUGGGGCUGUACACCUACCCCGUCCUGCAGGCCGCCGACAUCCUGCUCUACCGGUCCACCCACGUCCCCGUUGGAGAGGACCAGGUUCAGCAUUUGAAACUGGCUCGGGACGCGGCUCGCAUAUUCAACCACCACUACGGGCCCUUCUUCCCCGAGCCGCAAGCGCUGCUCAGCCCCACGAGUAAGGUGAAGUCCCUCAGAGACCCCGCGGUUAAGAUGUCCAAGUCGGACCCGCAGCGUCUGGCCACGGUUCUCCUCACGGACUCCCCGGAGGACGUGGCGCUCAAGUUCCGCAAGGCGGUCACCGACUUCGCGUCCGAGGUGACCUUCGACCCCGAGGCCCGGCCCGGCGUGUCCAACCUGGUGGCGAUCCACGCGGCGGUGCUGGGCGGCACCGUGGAGCAGGCUGUGGCGCAGGCGCGCGGACUCGACACGGCGCAGUACAAGCAGGUGGUGGCCGACGCGGUCAUCGAGAGGCUGCGGCCCGUGCGGGACGAGAUCCUGCGGCUGCGGCGCGAGCCGGGCUACCUGCGCUCCGUGCUGGAUGAGGGAUCCCGCCGCGCCCGCGAACUCUCCGCCCCCGUCCUCCGCCGGGUCUACCAGCUCGUGGGAUUCUCGUGAGCGCGGUGCCGCUGCGGUCCGGAGGAGGAACGCCUGCUCACGUGACCCUAGUGGACAAUAUUAUUAUUAUUAUUAUUUUUUUCAUUGUUUCCAUUCAUUUUUCCGUUAAAGGUUCA